Molecule: messenger RNA, 606 nt
Organism: Striga asiatica
Lineage: Eukaryota; Viridiplantae; Streptophyta; Magnoliopsida; Lamiales; Orobanchaceae
Source: the annotation of a GenBank genome assembly
AUGACACACUUGUCAAAAACUAUCCUCAAAACCGUAAUCGAGUCCUUAGGACUCAAUUUCGAUACAAAGUACUUGGCAGAAUUCAAUAAUUGCCACGGCUAUAUGCGAAUAAACCACUAUUCUUCCCCCGAAUUGAGUGAUGAUCAAGAAAUUGAAGGGCUCAGCAUGCACACGGAUAUGAGCUGCAUAACCGUAGUCUGCCAAGAUGAAAUUGGUGGCCUCCAAAUAAGGUCUAAGGAAGGGCAGUGGAUGGAAAUUAGUCCAAAAGAAAAUGCGCUUGUGGUGAAUAUUGGCGAUUUAUUACAGCUUGGAGAUGAGCUGGUUGUAGAUGCUCCUGAGGAAGUUGUGGGAGAAGGGAAUUCAAGGGUUUACAAGCCAUUUGUUUGUGGGGAUUAUGUCAAGUUUAGAGAGAAUAGUGAGAAGGGUAUGAAUAAUCAAGAUUUGGGUUGUAAGGCUCAAGAAUUUGAAAUGAAGAUUGUUUUGCUGGAGGCUGAAUUGAAAGUUCUGAAGAUGAAGAUUUCAAUGCUUGAAGAUUCUAUUGGGAAAUUUGAUUCUCAAGUGAAGUUGAUGAUGGACAGGAUGAAGAGAAUUCACUUGUUUAUUGUU